This is a messenger RNA of Papilio machaon (common yellow swallowtail), 916 nucleotides long. RefSeq names its product extensin (gene TwdlE). The record is from RefSeq and is a predicted model, not a curated record. Bases 16 to 693 code for a protein of 225 amino acids. The transcript has 3 exons. Lineage: Eukaryota; Metazoa; Arthropoda; Insecta; Lepidoptera; Papilionidae.
CGUGUUGCGCAACCCAUGAGAACCAUCGAAAGUGCCCCCUCCCGGGGACGUGCCGAGUACCAUCUUAUAAACAGUGGAGCCACCCGACCGAUGGACACUGCAUCUCGACCCAUCAUCAGCAUGUGUAACAAAACGGUAUUCAGAUCGUUGGCCGUAGCGGCAAUGCUCGCCUGCGUCGCCGCCCGCCCCGAGCCGCCGUCCUCGUAUGGACCUCCUUCGACAUCGUACGGAGCUCCGUCUUCAGCGUACGGCCCCCCGGCCGCGCAAUACGGGCCUCCGCAGCAGCCCAUAGUGCACAAGCAUGUUUACGUGCACGUGCCGCCUCCGGACAACGAGACCCCGCGCCCUCCCAAGCAGAUCUACGUGCCGCCCCCGCAGAAGCAUUACAAGAUAGUGUUCAUCAAGGCGCCGACCCCGCCGACCCCGACCGCGCCCGUCAUCCCGCUGCAGCCACAGAACGAAGAGAAGACCCUCGUGUACGUGUUGGUCAAGAAGCCCGAGGAGCAGCCCGACAUCGUGAUCCCGACCCCGGCGCCCACUCAGCCUGCUAAACCAGAAGUAUACUUCAUCAGAUACAAGACACAGAAACAAGAGGGCUAUCCAGCGGCGAAAUCCCCAGCACCACAGUACGGUCCUCCGGCCUCCGCCCCCUCCUCAAGCUACGGCGCGCCCUCAGGCGACAGUUCAUACUGAAAAGGAAAUCGACAAACCCUCGCAUAUUUCGCCCUCAAAUGAAGCAUUUUUACCAAAAAAACAUAGUUGAUUUAUAUGAUAGUCAUAAAUAAUUUUUAUAUAAUAAUUAUGUUAGUUAUUGUAGCGCUUAUUUUGAAUUGGAAUGUUAACACUCCGUAGUCUUUUAUGAAGAGGGCGAUUGUACAGAGGGUGUUGUGUGUGGCUGACUGGCAGAACGCCAAAC